Molecule: messenger RNA, 3372 nt
Organism: Pocillopora damicornis (cauliflower coral)
Lineage: Eukaryota; Metazoa; Cnidaria; Anthozoa; Scleractinia; Pocilloporidae
Product: general transcription factor 3C polypeptide 3
Biological process (GO): transcription by RNA polymerase III
Cellular component (GO): transcription factor TFIIIC complex
Molecular function (GO): protein binding
Source: RefSeq, a predicted model, not a curated record
UUUACGUUACACACGAACUCCCGGAUGACAAGCUUGGUAUCCAGGCCAAAGAUGGAGGACGUACUGCUUGGAAAUAAAUUAUUAGACGGUUUGGCAUGAUAUGUGCUGAUCUUCCCAACUAACAUGGAAGACGAACGAAUUGCUGCUCUUAUGAAAUAUGUACGUGGAGAAAUAAGCUUUGAGCAGUGGAUUGAAAUAGGAGGAGGUGGAUCGGGCGAGGCAGAGACAGAGGACAUCGGCCUGCAAGAUGUCGAGGAGGUCGGACGAGAGGAAGAAAGCCAAGGACGAGCAGUGGAGAGUGAAAACAAAGGCAAAACUACUGAUAUGAUCACUGUUCUUGUAUCAGAGCCAAUGUUUGCAAAAUUGGCAGAAAUUGGAUCCACAGAAGCACCAACCACAGAUCUCCCAGGUGAACCACAUCAUGUUCCUGAUAGUGAUCCAAAUGAAUGCAAUAUGGAGUCACAGACGGCAUCCCAGCCAUCAGUUCGAAUGACAGAUCUUUUGCUCCAAGGAGCUGCAGCAAAAAGUGCCAAGAAACAUGGUGGUACUGGUGUUGAUGAAUUCAUGGAGGAGAUUCCUGUCCAAAAACGGCGAAGAGCUGGACGUCGUAAAUUGUAUGAGUUACCUCCAAAAUUAAAGAAAACCAUGGGUCAAGCUAAUAUUCUGUGGGCUAGAGGAGAAAUUGAGAAAGCUAAAGGAAUCUGUAUGGAGCUUAUUCGACAAGUUCCAAAGUGUUCAGAACCUUUCCAGACCUUAGGAAUGAUGUAUGAAGAACAGGGAGACCAAGAGAAAGCACUGCAGUUUUUUCUGAUUGCUGCAUAUCUCAGCAAAUCGGGAGAUUUGGAGGAAUGGGUUAAAUUAGCAAUGAUGUCCCUUGAACAGAAUAAUUUGGAUCAGGCAUUAACCUGCUAUAAUCAAGCUCUGAAGCUGGAGCCGACAAAUUUAAAUGUUCUUUGGGACAGAGCAGCUUUGUGCUAUCAGAUGGGAGAUCAUAAGAAAGCUCUGGAGUUUUACGAAUCUGCCCUAAAGAAUGUUCCUUCAGAUGAUGGGGCAAAGUUUGUUGAGUUGUCUUGUGAAAUGGCUAAGUUGUAUCAUGAAAACAAGUCCCUGGAUGAGGCAAUAAAAGUAUUGCAAACUGCUCUUUCUAAACAUCCUGAUCAUGCAAAUAACCAAGCAAUUAACAUGUUGGCUGACCUUCACAUGACGUCAAAAGAUUAUAAGCUUGCUUUUGAGAUGAUUUCAAAGUAUUGUGAUGUCAAACAAGAAGUCAUGUCACUUGACACAGGAGAGUCACCUCUGACGUCAUUUUCACAACUUAUGAAUGAUGAAGCUCAGGAGGGAGACAUUUCAAGAUCUCCUGAGAAAGACAGUGGUCACAAAAAAAUCAACUAUAUUAUACCUGAAGACCUUCCCAUUGAUCUUUGUGUCAAGUUCGCCAUAUGUCUUAUUCACUUGAGGCAGUUACAUGCAAUUAAGGAGAUUCUUGUACCACUAUUCAUGGAGACAGUUGAGUCAGCAGGUGACCUUUACAUUGAUGUUGCUGAGGCUUAUGCGGAAAAUGGUGACUGUGAGGAAGCGUUACCCAUCCUGGAUAUGCUGGUAGCGUCAAAAAACUUUUCACUGGCUGCAGUGUGGCUGAAAAAGGGAGAAUGUCUGACGUCACUGGGCAGAAUAGAGGAAGCCGCUUCAGCUUAUUCAAGAGUUGUUAAUUUAGCUCCAAAUCAUCUGGAUGCUCGUCUUGUCUUGGCCUCUCUUCAUCAACAGCUGGGAAGACCCAACCAGGCUCUGGAUGUGCUAUCAGCUGAUCCAAGAGGAGAGGGGAUUGGAGAUUCUGUUGAGGACGAGGUUGCCAUGGAUACGAGUUCUGUGAACUCCGAGGGUACUGAAACGGAGCCUGCAGUACAACCUCAGGAUUUUCGUUUGCUCUUCCACAAGUGUGCGCUGUUACACUCACAGAGUCGCAUGAAUGAGUUUUUGGACGCAGGAAUAAAGAUGUUUCGUUUGUUUUUCAUCGAUGUGUAUUACAUUAAAGAUCUAACAGACAUGGCCUUGAAGUCCAGUAGAUUCAGAAGGGAACUGAUGCAAAAGGAAGCGUUGGAACAGGAAGAGUCGCGGUCCCGCGCAAGUGUUGUGGCCUGUAGUCGAGGAGACACUGGGCUGAGAAUUGAGGAGUGGUGGGAGAUGUUUAAAAAGGUCGUCUCAAGUCUAAGUGGCUUGAAGCGGCACUCUGAGGCACAACAUAUGGUAUUAUGUGCGCUGGCCUCUGAUCGCUUCUCCGACUCUUAUCAGACAGAACUGGUCUUUAUGAGUAUUGUAGCGUUGUACCUCAACAGAGAGUACAAAGUAGCGUUUGACGCAACAAAAAUACUCAUUGCGAGGGACAAAAAGAAUCCAGUCUUAUGGAACAUACUUUCUCGAAUUACCGCCAGGUCUGGGGACUGCAGACAUCAGCGCUAUGUGUUGAGGCUUUUGAUUAAAAGUCCUGAUGAGUUUCCGUUAGUUAUGUUCAGCGGUCAUAAUGCUCUGGUCAGCGGAAGUUACCGAUUCGCAGUAGGCGAAUACGUUCGAGCUUUCCGCCAAGCCCCAGAGGAUCCUUUGAUCUCGCUAUGCUUAGGCCUGCAGUACAUUCACUUAGCUUGCCAGCGGUUUCCAAGGAACCGACACUUUUGUGUUGUGCAGGGUAUUAUCUUUCUUUUUCAAUAUCUUGGUCUUCGCGGCGAAUGUCAAGAGGCGUUUUACAACAUUGCUCGUGCUUUUCAUCAGUUAGGUCUUCUUCAGUUCGCUGUCCACUACUACAACAAAGCUUUGGAAUUCCCUCUACACGAGGCCUCCAAAAGCGACGGAAGUAACCGUGGGAAGUUUUCAGAAAAGCACGAUCUCCACAGAGAAACAGCAUUUAAUUUGUCUUUGAUUUAUCGAGCAAGUGGAAACGAGAUUAUGGCUAGAGAAUUGUUGAUGACUCAUUGUUGGGUGUGAAGGAUCUUUUCCAUAAACUUACUGCUUGUUGUGAGAGACUUGAUAACACGCCGAAUUCCGGUCGAGAGGCCUGGGUUCAAGACCGAUUGGGGGCAUAGUGUUGUGUUCUUAGGUGAGACAUUUUACUCUCACAAUGCCUCUCUCCACCAAGGAAUUUAAGUGGGACUGGGACUGGGACUGGGACUGGUGACUUCAUGCGAUGGAGUCAAAGACAAGCUCUGUUGCCUGGUGAGUCACGUGCCUCGAGUGCGGACCAGUAUUCGUUCGAUAAUAACUUAUUACACAUAAAACAUAUAUUUAUAUGUAAAUAUUUAUUUUAUGAAAUAGAUAUUUGUACAUAAACAAAUGCGAUGUUCAAAAUAAAGAAAACGUUUGCAGUAGACCAUUUAGAAUUAA